AUGAUGAAGGGACUUUUUAACUACGAAACGGCAUAUCGCAAGUAUACCCGGAGUUGCUUAGAGGAUUUUGUUCGGGACAACAUCCAGUACGCUGAGAUUCGACCGAAUUUUAUGGAGACAAACCAGCUUUGGACUGAUGACGGCACACAACAAAUCAACAAUGUGGGUAUCAUGAAAAUCAUUAUCGAGGAGUAUGAAUCUUUCCAGGCUACAACCGAAGAUUACUUUGGCGGACUGAAAGUCAUUUACUGUACACCACGAUCGUUUCCCAACAAAUCAGUUGAAUUUGCUCUUGCUGAAUGUCUAACAUUCAAGCAGAAGUGGCCCCAAUGGAUUGCUGGUUUUGACCUGGUUGGUGAGGAAUCUAAGGGGCGGCCUUUGAAGGACUUUGUUCCCGAGUUCCUAGAGUUUAGAAAGAACUGCGACGACGCCAAGGUUGAUAUCCCGUUCCUUUUCCACUGCGGCGAGACGACAGAGAUCGGUAACGAUACCGAUAGCAACCUUGUGGACGCCUUGCUGCUUAACUCAAAACGUAUUGGCCACGGCUUUGCUCUCGCCAGACACCCUUACAUUAUGGAACAUAUGAAGAAGAGAGGUAUCUGCCUCGAGGUUUGUCCAAUUUCAAACGAGGAGCUUGGUCUUACGCCAAGGAUUACGGGACACUCCAUGUACAACCUCCUCGCAAAUAACGUACAUUGUACGCUGAACUCGGACAAUGGAACAAUAUUUCGAUCAAGUCUUUCUCACGAUUUCUACCAAGCUAUGGUUGGCAAGACGGACAUGACGUUGCACGGUUGGCGGCAACUUAUCGAAUGGAGUUUGGAGCAUUCAUGUAUGUCCAAAGAGGAAUUGGAGGCCGUGCGAAUAGAGUGGGAGACACGAUGGGAGAAUUUUCUCGAUUGGAUCAUCUUCGAGUACGGCGGCGUGCAGGUGCUGGAGGAAAAGUCGAAGACAUACACCUAA
Molecule: messenger RNA, 963 nt
Organism: Colletotrichum truncatum
Lineage: Eukaryota; Fungi; Ascomycota; Sordariomycetes; Glomerellales; Glomerellaceae
Product: adenosine/AMP deaminase
Biological process (GO): inosine biosynthetic process; adenosine catabolic process
Molecular function (GO): adenosine deaminase activity
Source: RefSeq, a predicted model, not a curated record